AUGAGUAACUUCCUCGCGCGUGAUGUCUUGCAUCUUCCAAGACCAUCCAUUCUCGAGCGGUACUCGAAUAUCUUCAUCGUAUUCUUCUUAUCUGGCGCAAUGCACUUCAUCCUUGAUCUUGUGGCCGAUAUCCCAUGGGAACUCUCGGGUGCGAUGCACUUCUUCCUAUCCUUUGUCUUGGGAAUUAUGAUUGAAGAUAGCGUGCAAGCCUUGUGGAAUCGCUUCUCACCUCCACAAAAGUCCAAAGACGGGGAUGUUCUGACUCCUCUAUGGAAGAAGGUUGUCGGUAUGGUUUGGGUCUUUGCUUGGCUUGCUGUCUUUUCGACACCGUACACGGAGCGUAUGGCACAAUUACCUCCCAACGACCUCGUGCCGCUCAGUGUGGUGGGCAAACUUGGAGUCAAGACUGGAGGAGGACUGGCAUUUGUCGGGGCUGUCCUGCUGUGUUUGACUGUCGGGCCAGAAGUGUGA
Penicillium cosmopolitanum is the source of this 471-nucleotide messenger RNA. Its product is annotated as wax synthase family protein. The transcript has a single exon. NCBI's taxonomy places the organism in Eukaryota, Fungi, Ascomycota, Eurotiomycetes, Eurotiales, Aspergillaceae. Bases 1 to 471 code for a protein of 156 amino acids. The record is from RefSeq and is a predicted model, not a curated record.